This is a messenger RNA of Equus quagga, 3580 nucleotides long. Its product is annotated as zinc finger protein 709-like. Lineage: Eukaryota; Metazoa; Chordata; Mammalia; Perissodactyla; Equidae. The coding region runs from base 125 to 1780 and encodes 551 amino acids. The transcript has 4 exons. The record is from RefSeq and is a predicted model, not a curated record. Gene Ontology annotation, biological process: negative regulation of transcription by RNA polymerase II. Gene Ontology annotation, molecular function: DNA-binding transcription repressor activity, RNA polymerase II-specific.
CACAGUCCUUCCGAACCUGGGUCGCUUGUCCUUAAAGGCCCCACGUUGCUCUGCACGGACUCUGUCGCGCUGUGACCUGUACCGAGUCGUAGGGAAGACGCCAGGGGACCCAGGAGCCCUAGAAAUGGACUCAGUGGACAUUGAAGAUGUGGCUGUGAACUUCACCCCAGAGGAGUGGACUUUACUGGAUCCUUCACAGAAGAAACUCUACAUAGAUGUUAUGUGGGAAACUUUCUGGAAUGUGAUCUCAAUAGGAAAAACAUGGGAAGAUCAUGAUGCUGAAGAUCAGUACAAAGACCAGGGGAGAGAACUAAGAACUCAUAUGGUAGGGGGUCUCUAUGAAAGUGAAGACAGUAGUCAAUAUGGAGAAAACUUCAGCCUUAUUCCAAACCUAAACCUGAAUGAGAAGACUACUGGAGAUGAACUAUGCAAAUGCAGUGCAUGUGGACAACUCUUCAUGUAUCAUUCAUUCCUUUAUGGUCACGUUAUAUGUCCCAUUGAACACAAACCAUAUGCCUAUCAAAAAUAUGGAGAGAAGCCAUAUAAAUGUAAGGAAUGUGGGAAAGGCUUCACUUUUCCCAGUCUUCUUCGAAUACAUGAAAGAACUCAUACUGGAGAGAAACCCUAUGAAUGUAAAGAAUGCAGUAAAGCCUUCACUUUUUACAGUUCUCUUCGAGUACAUGAAAGAACUCAUACUGGAGAGAAACCUUAUGAAUGUAAAAGAUGUAGUAAAGCAUUCAAUUCUUCCAGUUUUCUUCGAAUACAUGAAAGAAAUCACACUGGAGAGAAGCCCUAUGAAUGUAAAGAAUGCGGUAAAGCAUUCACUUCUUCCAGUUCUCUUCGAAAACAUGAAAGAAUUCAUACUGGAGAGAGACCCUAUGAAUGUAUGGAGUGUGGGAAAGCCUUUGUAGCUCCUUAUAAGCUUCGCUCACACAUGAUCUUUCACACCGGAGAUGGACCUUAUAAAUGUAAGGAAUGUGAGCAAGCAUUCAUUUCUCUCGGUUCACUUCAAAGACAUGAGAGAACUCACACUGGAGAGAGACCAUAUGAAUGUAAAGAAUGCAGGAAGGCAUUCAGUCGUACCAGCAUUCUUCGAAUACAUGAAAGAACUCAUACUGGAGAGAAACCCUAUGGAUGUAAAAUAUGCACUAAAGCAUUUACUUCUUCCAGUUCUCUUCAACUACAUGAAAGAAUUCAUACUGGAGAGAAACCCUAUGAAUGUAAGGAAUGUGGGAAAGCCUUUGUAGCUUCCUAUACACUUCGAUCACACAUGAUCUUUCAUACCGGAGAUGGACCUUAUAAAUGUAAGGAAUGUGAACAAGCAUUCAUUUCUCCCAGUGCGUUUCAAAGACAUCAAAGGAGCCACACUGGAGAGAAACCAUAUGAAUGUAAAGAAUGUAGUAAAGCAUUCAGUCGUACCAGUUUUCUUCGAAAACAUGAAAGAACUCAUACAGGAGAGAAACCUUAUGGAUGUAAAAUAUGCAAUAAAGCAUUCACUUCUUCCAGUUCUCUUCGAGUCCAUGAAAGAAUUCAUACUGGAGAGAAACCCUAUGAAUGUAAGGAAUGUGGGAAAGCCUUUAUAGCUCCCUCAAGCCUUCGAUCACACAUGAUCUCUCACACUGGAGAUGGACCUUAUAAAUGUAAGGCAUGUGAGAAGGCAUUCAUUUCUCCCAGUUCAUGUAAAAGACAUGAAAGAAACCACACUAGAGACAAACCCUAUGAUUGUGAAGAAUCUAUGAAAGUCUUCAGUUCUCCUCAAAGUUUCCAAAUAUAUAAAUGAAAUCAUACUGGAGAGUACAUGUAUGAAUGUAAAAAAUGUAGUAAAGCGUUCAGUUUUUCCAGUUCUCUUCAAAGACAUGAAAGAACUCAUACUGAAGAGAAAUCCUGAAAUGUCAGGAAGGUGGGAAAGACUUUAUUUCUCAUGCAAAUUUUCAAGGAUAUGUGAAAAGCCACAUUAGAAGGAAAGCCAUAUAAAUGUAAAGAAUGCGGGAAAGUCUUUUGUCAUCCCAGUUCUUUCUGAAGGCAUGAAAGGACUCACUUGAUAAAACCUCUUUAAUGUAAACAGUGUAGGAAAAGCUUCAAUAGGCCUACAUUCUUAUAUGUCAAACUCCCACCAAAAAUAAAUAUAAAUGGAAGUCAUGAGAAACCUUGAUGGAAAUUAAUUUGUGUACAAUGUUCUAGAAAACUUUGAACAUGAAAGAGUCAUUAUAAAAGUUGUAAAUAUAUUGUUUACCAAGCCUCUUUCUUAAAGUGUAACAUUGGAUUGUGAAUUUGUAUUAAUUACUUUCAGAAAUGAAUAUUGAAGUGAGAUAUUUCUGAAAGUAAUCCUUUAUCAAUGGUACAGAAGCAUAAUAGGUAGUUCCUUUCUCUUAAAUCAAUUAAUAUUUUCUCUUUACUUUUUAUAAUGUUUUAAUUGUUCUAUGUUAAGGGGCCAUUGGAAAAUGACAGUGUGUAGUUUUUGGGAUUUUCUUACUGCCUUGUAUUGCAGUUCCUGGAUGUCCCUAAUCCUGUGUAUAUAUUGUUCCUUUCUUAGAGAAAGCUCCUUUUUUGGGGAGGUGGGGGGUGGGUAUAGGACCCUUUUUUAAUUUUCCAUUCUAUUAAACAGUUGGAAUAAAUUUUUAUGGAUAGCAAGUUUAUCAAAGAGUAUACUUUCCAGUGAAUUCUUAUUUUCCUAUUUGAGCCUUUGCUCUUUGUCCUUGCUUCUGGCUGGUAUUUGGUGAAUAGACCUUGAAUUAAGUAGAGGCCUGUGAGAGGGCAACAAAUGCUAGAGCUGGACAUAUCACCCUUGUGUUGUGUUAUGUAAAUGGGAGUAAUAUUAAGAACUAGAUCUUUAAGAACCCAUCCCCUUUAUGAUUCCAUGUUAGAAUUCACCAAUAGCCUCACUUUCAUAACAUUUGGAAGGCAGAGGCAGAUAAGGCAUUAAUCAGAUUUUGGAGCCACCAUACAGGGAGAAAUACAGUUGCAUAGGAGCUUCAAGGAAACCAUCUUCCAGCCCAUUCUCUGGAUUCCUUGCCCUUUUAGUCAAGAGGACCUUGGAAACCACCACCAAUUGUUUGAUUUCCAUUUUCUUAGAGGUGUAUUUUCCACUGAUGUUUUCACAAGUUUCACAUCAAAGAUCCAUUAGAGUUAGGAUUUUUCUGUAAGGCCUCUUGUGUCCACUAGGAAACUAAUUCAGACUUUCUUCCCCUCUUCUCUAGAUGAUAAUUGAAUAAGGUCUAAUGUGUAUAGGAAACAACUUACGCUGUUAAUAGUGCUAGUGAGCCUGUUUCCCUGAUUCAAUAUGACAUCUACAAUGGGGCAUAAAAAGAAGAACUUGGGAGUUUGUUUCUCUGCUGCAUUGUGCAGUGGCUGCCUUGACCCAGUUCUUCCAUGGGAGAACAAUCACCUUGCUCAUGUCAGGAAGACUGUUUCCUGUUACUUGUAGCUGAACAUAGUCCCUCAAUAUGUUUUCAAUAAUGUUUGUAUGUCAUUAAAACUAGGUACAUUUCUUUGUGAAAUGAAUGCUUCUGUAGUUGUUUCAUUGAUGUACUGUGUCAACUGUUCUAAUCUAUUGUGUGCUAAUAAAUAUAAUUGGUUUCAU